Anas platyrhynchos (mallard) is the source of this 2396-nucleotide messenger RNA. RefSeq names its product 2-oxoglutarate and iron dependent oxygenase domain containing 2 (gene OGFOD2). Gene Ontology annotation, molecular function: iron ion binding; L-ascorbic acid binding; oxidoreductase activity, acting on paired donors, with incorporation or reduction of molecular oxygen. The record is from RefSeq and is a predicted model, not a curated record. Lineage: Eukaryota; Metazoa; Chordata; Aves; Anseriformes; Anatidae.
UGCGGUAGCCCUGAGGUGUUGGAGGAUGUGGUGAGGGAGAUCGAGGCAGAAGUGCAGAGAAGAAAGCAGCUAAUCCAUCAGUCGGCAGAACGCAAAGCCAUCAUCGCCAGCCGUUACAAACGAAAACACCCCGAAGUGUAUGUUCUUCAGGUAGACACUGGGUUUGAAAUCUAUUUUGAACCCAAGGAGCUGGCUGAGGGUUUGUUUUUGCAGUAGGGAGCCCUCUUGUCAUUGGGAUUGUGCGCAGUUCUAGAGCUGUGGCAGCCUGGCUCAUUCUCCAGGCAGGAUUCCGCCAGGUUUGUAGCCGGAUGAGGGUCGUUCGUUGUUAAAGCUGCACCAGCACCCGGUACUCAGCUCAGAAUACCAUCAGUAAUUUGGAUCUGAAGCAUCCCUGCGGCACACAGGGUUAGUGAAGGCUGAGGGACAGCUACAGCAAUCCGGCUUUUAUGCCCAUAACUCACAGAGAAGUUCCGAGUUGCUCUCAGCUGGAGGCUGGCAGCCGGCUGCCUGCCUGUGUGCACCCCUCCCUGAGUUGCUCUGUUGUGCUGAGGCCAGGACAAGAUGUGAAAUCCUUUAGGAAUGACUUUGCAUUUAUCCGUUAGGUGUCCACGCUGUGAGUCAGGCUCUUUCCCAUCAUGUGAAGGAUAAAUCUGGUCGGUUAUAUUUAGAAAUACUCACAGACUACAGGAAAACACAAUUUACUAAACCACUAAAAACACCAGUAUCGUUUUCUGCCACAAAAGUAACCCAAGUCUCACCAUCAGCCUUGCUCCCUAGACUCUAUAAAGUUUCUAUGCCUUUGUGGAAGCCCGUUUCCCUCUGGGGCUGUAAAAGACAGCGCAAGCUAAUUGUGUGUCUGUUUGUAUUUGUCUUCCUUCCCUGGAUGCCAGGAUUCUUUCCUGGCCCCGGAAUUUUUAGAAAUCGUUAGCUACUGCACUUCACCAGAUGCUCAUCUCGAUGGCCUCCUGCGCUACACCGAGUCCUUCUCAGAGAAAAAUGUGCGUGCAGAGCUCUGCUCUCCAGAGCUUCUCAGAGCAUUUCCGUGGCACCUACAGCAGGCAUUUAAAUCGGUGCCAGGGCUCGUAACUGGCUGGAGAAGCCUGGAAGCAAGGGCCCAGCGUGCAAAAUAACAAAUCCAUCCCAGAGCCGAUCCUCAGGACCAGUGCCAAUCCUCUGAGCAGCUGGAGCACGACGCGAAGUGUGUGGGUGCUGCGUUCUCACCAACAUGAGCACAGUCUAGCUCGGCAGCACAACAGCCAAGCACACCCCUGCCUGUUAUUUCCCCAGCUGUCUCCCUUCUCUUGGCAGAUAAGAGGAUCUAUCGGCUGCCAGUGUUCACGGAGGAGUUCUGCCGAGCCUUUGUUGAGGAGCUGGAGAACUUUGAGCAGUCGGACAUGCCGAAGGGCAGGCCCAACAGUAUGAAUAACUACGGGGUCUUGCUCAACGAGAUAGGGAUGGAUGAAAACUUCAUCACGCCCCUGCGGGAGAAAUACUUGCGGCCCAUAACGGCUCUGCUCUACCCUGACCUGGGGGGCGCCUGCCUGGACAGCCACAAGGCGUUCGUGGUCAAGUACGCGCUGCACGAAGACCUGGAUCUCAGCUCCCACUACGACAACGCAGAGGUCACCUUAAACGUUUCGCUGGGGAAAGACUUCACAGAAGGCGGCUUGUACUUCGGGGAUUUCCGGCAGGAUCCCAGCCCCGUGCCGAGCUACAUCGAGGUCGAACACGUGGGGACCCAGGGGCUGUUACACAGAGGAGGGCAGAUCCACGGGGCGCUCCCCAUCGCCUCGGGGGAGCGCUGGAACCUCAUCGUCUGGAUGAGAGCCUCGGCCAUCCGCAACCGGCUCUGCCCCAUGUGCAACCAGAAGCCCGAGCUGGUCGAAGCAGAGGGGUUCGGAGACGGCUUCACGGAAAGCGCUGAGGACGACGUGCCCGAGACUGUGGAUCUCUGUUCGCUGUGGUAGCAGGUGCUAGGGCACCAUUUCUCUGGACCAAGUUGCCUGAAGCUGCUUUCUGCCCUCUCGGGCUGCUCUGACAGACGCUGGUGGAUGCGUGAGUUGUGUCAGAAGUCACUGUCACCUUGCUGGGGAUGCAGAACCAGUCCUGCCUGGGCUGGGGAAGCCGCCUGCGUCCCCUGCUGGUACUCAGCCAGGUGAGGGCUCACCCCCAGCGUGGUGGGGGGAUGCUUGGAAGGUGUAGAAAGCCUUCAGGUGGAGUCACCGCAAGGGCUCUGGGAAUAUUUCAGGGGUACAGGAAAAAUAACUGAAGCUGCUUGGCCUUUGUGGAGGCCUCUGUGCCAACAGCAGGGUUGCAAGGCUCUGUAAAUGGGAAAGACCAGUGCAAUAAAACCACAUAACCCGCAGAAACAGUGCAAUAAAACCCGAAAUUUGCCA